GACAGGAAGUUCGGACGUUAGAACACAAAACAAACCCAAAGUAAAGAAGAAACAACAGGAACCGAACCGCGCCGAACCACCAGGGUAAAUGAAGCCGGACGUUAAACCGCUGAGUGAAAUGGACGCGUCUCCGUUUCCGGUUUUCAAAAGACAGGAAGAGGACACCUGGUAGAUCCAGUAUCCUGUUUUUUUGUGUCAGAACAUCCUGAGUGAUAAAGUGUGGACCAACUAUGGACACUGGUUCUGCAGAUGAAGUCUGCAGGGACCAGUUUGGUUCAUCAGGAGACCCCCCGUGUGAAGAAACAUCCAGAACCAGAACUGGACCACAGAUGGACACCACUGUACAAAUGAAGGUUUUAGAAGAACAUAAGCUCAGUCUGAGGAGCAGAUGUGAAUGUGUGGCUGAAGGAACCGAUGAAGCAGGAAGUAGAACCAGUCUAAACCAGAUCUACACUGAGCUCUACAUCACAGAGGGACAGAGUGAAGACGUUAAUACCCAACAUGAGGUGAGGACGCUGGAGAGGGUUUAUGAGAAGAUCAUCCACGACAAACCAAUCAGGUGUCGGGACAUCUUCAAAGCCCCUCCAGACCAGCAGAAACCCAGAGUGGUUCUGACCAACGGUGUCGCUGGAGUUGGAAAAACCUUCUCGGUGCUGAAGUUCACUCUGGACUGGGCCGAGGGUUUAGAAAACCAGGACAUCAGUCUGGUGGUUCUGCUGUCCUUCAGAGAGCUGAACCUGGUCUCAGAUGAGCAGUACAGUCUACUGACGCUGCUCCAUGUUUUCCAUCCAACAUUACAGAAGGUCACAGCAGAGCAGAUCAGCGUCUGCAAACUUCUGUUCAUCUUCGAUGGCCUGGAUGAAAGCAGACUGUCACUGGAUUUUAACGACUCUGAGGUGGUUUCAGACGUCACACAGAAGAAACCAGUCAACGUCCUGUUGACCAACCUCAUCAAGGGGAACCUGCUUCCAUCAGCUCUCAUCUGGAUAACUUCCAGACCUGCAGCAGCCAAUCAGAUCCCUCCUUCAUGUGUGGACAGGAUAACAGAAGUCAGAGGAUUCACCACUGAUGAGCAGAAGGAGGAGUACUUCAAGAAGAGAUCCAGUGAUGAAGAUCUGUCCAACAAAAUCAUCUCACACAUCAAGACUUCGAAAACACUCCACAUCAUGUGUCAAAUUCCACUCUUCUGCUGGAUCAGUUCUAUGGUUCUGGAGCACAUGUUGACUUCAGACCAGAGAGGAGAUCUGCCCAAGACCCUGACCAACCUGUACUCACACUUCAUCAUGGUCCAGACAAAGAGGAAGAAGGAGAAGUAUGAAAAAGGGCAUGAGACCAGUCCAGAAGAGCUGACAGAGGCUGACCGGGAAGUUCUUCUGAAGUUGGGUAGAUUGGCAUUUGAACAACUGAUGGAAGGAAACAUCAUGUUCUAUGACGAAGACCUGGAGCAGUGUGGUCUGGACGUCACAGAGGCCUUGGUUUACUCUGGAGUUUGUACAGAGAUCUUCAAAACAGAGAGAGUGAUGUUCCAGAAGACAGUCUACAGCUUUGUUCAUCUGAGCAUUCAGGAGUUUCUGGCUGCAGUCUACAUCUACCACUGUUACACCAACAGGAACUAUGAAGUACUGGAGGGGUUUCUGGAACGAUGGGACCGUAAUUCAACACUGGAGGUCUUCCUCAAAACAGCCCUGAAGAAGUCCCUCAAUAGUAAAAAUGGUCACCUGGACCUGUUCAUUCGUUUCCUUCAUGGCCUCUGUCUGGAGUCCAACCAGAGAGUUUUAGGAGAUCUACUGGGUCCAACAGAGAUCAGUUCAAAAACAAUACAGAUAGUCAUACACAACCUGAAAUCUAUGGAGCCUAUGUGUAUCUCUCCUGACAGAAACAUCAACAUCUUCCACUGUCUGACAGAGAUGAACGACCAAACUGUCCAUCAGGAGAUCCAAGAGUUUUUGAAAUCAGGGAAGAAACCACUAAAGAAAUUGUCUGAGAUCCAGUGUUCAGCUCUGGCCUACAUGCUGCAGAUGUCAGAGGAGGUUCUGGAUGAGUUGGCCCUGAAUAAGUACAACGCAUCACUUGAAGGACGACUAAGGCUUAUUCCAGCUGUGAGGAACUGCAGAAGAGCUCUGUAA
Sphaeramia orbicularis (orbiculate cardinalfish) is the source of this 2126-nucleotide messenger RNA. RefSeq names its product NLR family CARD domain-containing protein 3-like. The record is from RefSeq and is a predicted model, not a curated record. NCBI's taxonomy places the organism in Eukaryota, Metazoa, Chordata, Actinopteri, Kurtiformes, Apogonidae. The transcript has 3 exons. Bases 231 to 2126 code for a protein of 631 amino acids.